Molecule: messenger RNA, 355 nt
Organism: Phanerochaete carnosa HHB-10118-sp
Lineage: Eukaryota; Fungi; Basidiomycota; Agaricomycetes; Polyporales; Phanerochaetaceae
Exons: 1
Source: RefSeq, a predicted model, not a curated record
AUGUCUUUCAAGGCCAUUGUCUAUGCUUAUGUGCUCGGAGGUCUCACAUUCAUCCCGCUCGUCGUCCUUGCAGCCUGCUUCUAUGCGAUAUACACGUCCGUACCCGUGGGGGAUCCGGACAUCGACAAACACGCUCGUGCGAAGUUAGAGCAGCGCUCUCAAGCUCUCGAAGGCGAGAAAGAGGGCGAAGGAGCAGCUCCAGCCACCCCUUCUGCGCCGUCCGAGCUCAAUGACCUCCCCAAGACUCGGAGGGGUUGGAUGACAGUGCGCAGGACGUUUGAGGAGACCGCAAGUGACGGCUCGUACGUCGGGCUCGUCAAGGGCUUUUUGGAUGCGCGGUCCAAGGAUCCAAAGC